This is a messenger RNA of Panicum virgatum (switchgrass), 2834 nucleotides long. Its product is annotated as PX domain-containing protein EREL1-like. The transcript has 10 exons. The coding region runs from base 233 to 2347 and encodes 704 amino acids. Gene Ontology annotation, molecular function: phosphatidylinositol binding. The record is from RefSeq and is a predicted model, not a curated record. Gene Ontology annotation, biological process: protein transport. NCBI's taxonomy places the organism in Eukaryota, Viridiplantae, Streptophyta, Magnoliopsida, Poales, Poaceae.
AACCAAACCGUGGAAGAUACGGCGGGGCGGGCGCUGCCGCUGCCUUUGCUGGCGUUGGCAGUUAGAUGCGAUCGCGGGAGCGUCCGCCACCGCGUCCGCCUCAGGCCGCUGCUCCCCUCCGCGGCUGCCUCUAAUCUCCCUCCAGCACUAGUGGGAAACUAAGGAAUCAUCGGCGCGACGCCUCGGCAGAUUCGUCCGCCCCGAUCCCACCGCCGCCGCCGUCCCGCGCGCGAUGGCGAUGGCGACGCCGUCGUCGGGGCGGAAGAAGGCCCCCAGCCCCCCGAAGCACCGCCACGACGGCACCUCGCCUUUGCCGCUCGGCAUGGACUGGAGCCCUCCCCCGAAGAGAUGGGAGGGAAGGAACACCAUAUGGCCACAUAACCCUCAAACAGGAUGGAGUUACUGUGUAAUGAUACCUUCUUGGAUCACUCAGACACCUGAAGCUGGUGUGACCGCUGACAGCUUUUUGAAAUCUGUCGUUUUUUACAGGAUACAUGUUGGUAUACAAUCUCCAGAAGGCUUUAGCUCAAGCCAUGGAAUUCUCCGAAGGUUUAGUGACUUUUUGAAGUUAUGUUCUGAUCUUAAGAGUGCAUUUCCCAGAAAAGAUGUCCCGUCGGCUCCUCCGAAGCAUGCUUUCUUGAGAAUAAAUACGAGCAGGUUGCUUCUAGAAGAGAGAAGGCAUGCAUUGGAGGAGUGGAUGCAAAAGUUGCUUUCUGACAUUGACUUGUCAAGAAGUGCUCCUGUUGCCGCUUUUCUUGAACUUGAAGCUGCCGCACGUUCAUAUUUCCAAGAACGAAAUGGGCGUCCUUCUGAAGCAGGUUCUUCUGCUAAAAGUAGUACGGACUCUUCUCCGCAUCCUGAUGGACCUGCUUCUGGUUCUCUCACUGAGUCCAAUAAAGUAAAUCAUGCACUUACUCGUGGUAGCAGUCUGACAGGAGCAACUGGCAAUGGUGUGUUGGGAGAAGCUAUCUUAGAUCAGUCCGAUGAGCAUGUUAGUAGUGUCCCGAAUCACAGGAAAGGGAACCUUCUCUUUUUGGAACAUGAUGGUAGAAAUGGUUCGGUAGCGUCUCACAGGCGAGUUGUUUCUGAAGAGGAUCGUGAUUCUAAUCCUGGCCAUGCUCGGAAGGACUCUUCUGAAAGUAUUGGAAGUGAUUUGAGCUCUUUAAGAGGAAGUGAACUAUCUGCUCCAGGUGUUAGUAGUUCCCUAUGGGAUGGUCCUGUGGAUGGACAUAUUAGUCAAACAGAGCAUCUUACUGGUUUAGAUAUGCAGCUUUUGUAUGAUGUGGAUACACAAGUCAUCCUUCCAAAUGAUCAAAAACAGAAGUUGUCUAGACUUUUGAUCACCAUGCAACGAAGAAUAGGGACAGCAAAAACUGAUAUGGGGGAUCUAAUAGCACGACUAAAUCAGGAAGCAGCUGUCAAAGAUUAUCUUACUACAAAGGUUAAAGAUUUGGAGGUUGAAUUGGAAGCAACAAAGCAAAAAGGUCGAGAGACACUACAACAAGCUAUCCUGGCUGAAAGAGAGAGGAUUACUCAGAUGCAAUGGGAUAUGGAUGAGCUCCGCAGGAAGUACUCUGAGAUGGAGUCAAACCUGAAGAUUGAACAAACUGAGAAACCUCAUGCGGAGUCAGAGAUAACAUCUGCUAGUGGUGAAAAUGAAACAUUAAUUGAAGAAUUGGAAAUCAAACGAAAAGAAGUUGAGAGUUUGAAACAGCGUCUUGGAGAAGUUGAGGCAAAGUCUAAAGCAGAUAUAAAGGUUCUUGUCAAAGAGGUCAAGUCUCUUAGAAACUCCCAAAAAGAUAUGAAGAAAGUGCUGAAUCAGUAUCUUGAGGAGAAGACUGAUUUAGAGAGGGUUAUUAAUAGAGAGAAGCAGCGGUCAACACGUAUGAGGUUAUCCCGAGAAAAAUUUCUUCACGAGUGCAGACUGCUGCGUGAGCGUCUACAGGAAUGUAGUGCUAAAUUUCUAGCAGAAGAACAAGACGACUUUACUAUUGAUCCGUCGUCCUUGCCUGAUGCACUAGAUCUUCUGGCAACAUCAGACAACAGAAUACGCCUACUCGUUGCAGAGGCUCAACUUCUAGCACGAGGUGAUGAGCAAGGCUCUUCUGAUGAUGGUGACAAUUCUGAUAGUAGAUCCUCAUUAACUAUGGGCACUGAAGAGGCAAAUGUUACUGAUGAAGAUACAACGAAAAUGCUGUCUGAUCUGCUUAUCGAUAAUGCGCAGCUGAGGAUGCGCCUCAAUGCUGUCAUCCGCAAUGCUGUAAAUACCACUGUGAAGCCAGAGAAAGAAGGCAGUGGCGAAGUUCUCCCUAAGAAGACGGUCCUUAACUGGUUGCUCGACAGAUGAGAAAGCACCGAUGUAUAUUCUUGUGAAUUAGAUCCUCCAAACCUAUGCGGCUUGAUCAAAAUUAUAUGCUGAGCAUUCCUAUAGGGCCAGAGAGUAGCCUCGGGAUAAACAAGGCCUCCAUGCCGAGGGAGCCUGGAAGCUUUGACAUGCUGCUGCACGAUUGUUUAUCUACAUGGAAAUCAUGGAGGAUAGUACAUUUGGUGGGCUUGUCAUAUUGGCGAUCCUGAUGCGAGGAUAGUAAGGUCUGCCCAGCUAUUGAGAAACUCGCAGAUUGAUUGGCCCCCGUUUUUGCAUGAUAUAUAUAUGUAAUUAAUAGCUGGCGGAUACCUGUAUGUACAGAUAUGUUUCUGGCUCUCAGCCCGUGGAUCACCAGCAUGACUAUACACAGUGGCAUCACUCUAGACCAAUCAAUCUCCCAUGGACUUGCCGUUCCAGUGUCAGUUGUGUAUUUCAGUUUGAAGGAAUAUUCCACCAUGUUCUUGUCUUU